AUGGCAUAUUAUUUAAGAUCUAAAUGUUUAAAUUGGGUACCAAGAUCUCUAUGUAAAAUAGUAUUCAAGCCAUCACAUACAUUAUCACUAUUAAAAUAUAAUAAUAUAUAUACACAAAAUUCUGCAAAUUUGUUUACUUCAUCUAAUACACAAGAUAUAAGUACUGAACUUGAUAAAUCAAAUAAUUUGGAUAAUACUAGUGAUACUAUGGAAUAUCUUAAAGAAAAAAUCAUUAUUUUAGAAAAUGAUAUCACUGAAAAUGUAAAGAAAACUAAAGAAACUCAAGAUAAAUUUUUAAGAACACUUGCUGAUUUAGAAAACUUAAGACAAAGACAUCAGAAAGAUUUAGAAAAUACUAGAAUAUAUGCAAUAAGUAAUUUUGCAAAGAGUUUACUUGAAGUAAUAGAUAAUUUAUCAAGAGCUUUAUCUGCAUUUCCUUCAGAUAAAAUACAAAGUGAUAAAAAUCUUAAAAGUAUAUAUGAUGGUAUUGAUUUAACUAAUUCAACUUUAUUAAAAAUAUUUGAAAAUUUUGGUAUAUAUAAAUUUGAAUGUAUAGGUGAAAUUUUUGAUCCUAAAAAGCAUGAAGUUUUAUUUGAAACUAUUGAUGAUAAUAAGCCUAAAGGAACUAUAUCAUGUGAAUUAUUACCUGGUUAUACAAUUCAUGAUAGGAUUUUAAGACCUGCUAAAGUUGUUACAGUUAAACAUUCUUAA
Molecule: messenger RNA, 711 nt
Organism: Cryptosporidium muris RN66
Lineage: Eukaryota; Apicomplexa; Conoidasida; Eucoccidiorida; Cryptosporidiidae
Product: GrpE family protein, putative
Exons: 1
Coding region: 1-711 (236 amino acids)
Biological process (GO): protein import into mitochondrial matrix; protein folding
Cellular component (GO): PAM complex, Tim23 associated import motor
Molecular function (GO): protein homodimerization activity; adenyl-nucleotide exchange factor activity; protein-folding chaperone binding
Source: RefSeq, a predicted model, not a curated record